This is a messenger RNA of Scatophagus argus, 1885 nucleotides long. RefSeq names its product agouti-signaling protein-like. Gene Ontology annotation, molecular function: type 1 melanocortin receptor binding; neuropeptide hormone activity. Gene Ontology annotation, cellular component: extracellular region. The transcript is spliced from 3 exons. The record is from RefSeq and is a predicted model, not a curated record. Bases 184 to 582 code for a protein of 132 amino acids. NCBI's taxonomy places the organism in Eukaryota, Metazoa, Chordata, Actinopteri, Scatophagidae. Gene Ontology annotation, biological process: hormone-mediated signaling pathway; positive regulation of feeding behavior; neuropeptide signaling pathway.
AGGGCGUGUACUGUGCGUAAAACCAGCUUCUCAAGUCGUUCAGAGAGGGAAACGGAGACCAGGACGUCCAAGUCCCAAGCUGGAUUUACAGAGUGCAGCUGACAACGCAGCACACCACAGUACCUUCUUUGAGCUCCACGGUCCACAUCGGAGGAGAGGUACCCUAACUGGUUACAAGACAGGAUGAAGUUUGCAGUUUCGUGGUUUUGCCUUCUGCACUUGGCCCUUGUUGGUGCUGGACUGUUCUCCCGCCACGACCUUCACAGCAGUGUGUCAGGCCGCAGAAACCAAACCCCUCACAGCACAGGAUCGUUGAGCCAAGGUAGACAGAGAUCACUGUUUGCAAGGAGAGGACAUUAUGAACGACAAAGGAUUCAUGUGCCGAAGCCCAAAGAGGUUCCUGUUACUCCAAAUGGUCUGCCCCCUCCCACUAAAUCGGCACCCAAAGCUGUGCAGUCCACCUGUUCUGAGCUAACACAAAGCUGUCUGCCCCAGUCUGGCUGCUGUGACCCACGUGCCUCAUGCCACUGCCGCUUCUUCAAUGCAAUCUGCUUUUGCCGGUUAUAUAAGAACAAAACUUAAAGGACACCAGCACACCAAAACAGAGACACAAAAAUAAACUCAAACACACACUACUGGCUUAUGAACACAAAUGACAUUGUAGCCACACAAUGUGGAUGGGACAAUAUGCAUCAUCACACAAUUUCAGCCUGUUAAAGACAGUGAAUGGUCAUUUGAAGGAGUUUAAAGAUGUCUCUUCUACUGAUACUGAAGCCUACGGUCUCCUCAAACCUCUUCAUUCGUAUGUGAACUAUUUUAGGUAUAUUAUCAGUAUUAUCGUUAUCAUUAGUGUUGCUCUUAUUUUGGUAUUGCUGACAAUGCUGCAUUUCUUCAGUGUUUCACUUUCAAACACACCUGAAAACCUACCUGUUCACCAUGGCCUAUGGUCUUAUGGUCUUUUGUUAAUUAUGUUAUCCCUGGCAAUUACUGCUAUUGUUAUUCCGUGUUUUAGCGUUAUUUGUUUGUUUUGUUUAUUUGUCUGCCUUCAUCUGUGUAAAGCCUCCUUCAGUUCCUAGAAAGGUGCUAUAAAAACAUUUUAAUUAUUUGUCUAUAUAUAACUACCAUGAGCAUAUAGCUUCUCUAAUGUUAUUACCCUCAUGCAAAUGAAUUCAUGUGUUAUUUGUCUUCUUCAGUUGAUGGUCUUCAUCUGCAGUCUUUAAUGUGUCCAUUGAGGUAAAAAUUACAGUAUUUGACCUUGUAGCUUCCCAGACAUCUGUCAUUGUGAAUAUACAUAAACAAUUAAAAAAGCUUUUUUUAAUACCUCAGUGUGGUUCGGCAUCACAGUAACAUAUGGGUCUGAUGGGAACUAUGUAAUUUAUUUUUUUGUAAACAUUUAUGACUGUGACUCAACUAAGCAUUUCUUGAGACAGUGGCAGCCCAUUGUGUUGCCUCAGACUGAAGACAAUAUUAAAUACAUAGUUUCCUUAUUUGGGAAAUGAACAUACUCUUCCUCUUGCCAGGAGAUAUGUAAGAAGACUUAUACCACUGUCAUGUCUGUACAGUAAAUGUUAAGCUAAGCUAAGCUUAGGACUGGAAACAGAGUAACAGCUGGCGGUCGUCAAAAUUCUAUAUUCAAAAACUGUAGGGGAUGAUUUUAACACUGCUCUUAAACAAUAUUCAUGAAACCAAUAAGGUAAAACAUUAAACAUAUUGUCUUAGAACUGUUUUCAGCUGAAUAUAUGUCAGAAAGAUUAGCAUAUUAUCACAUUCUGUUUAUGUUUUUGGACUCAGGGCUAUAGAAUUUUCUAUGCUUGGGCAUAUAUGUAAAUGUGUUUUUGACUUUUCAGAUGCUACAAAUAAAUGCAUUUAACGCACACUGCAGUUU